ACUGAGCAUCGAUUGAGGAAUCAAAACAAAAAGCUGUUUACGUUUGUGCUGCAGAAAUUAUCAACUCGCUGUAUUUUUUACUGUUUUAAAUAGCAUUUUAGGGAUUAGUACUUAUCUAAAACGUGACCGUGGUCCUUUCGUGACAUUACUGUUGAACCUAGAUUCAUUCUUCUCAUGAAUAUUUUUUUCGCGCUAAAAUUGGUUAAGGCCAUAUAACAUAAAUCUGAAUAUCAUCAAACACAGCCAUUUGUGAAAUAUGGAAGAAUAUUUGGAUGAUCCACUGAUAGAGUUUGUGAAAGUGGAGGGAAAUGAUGAUUCUGACAAUCAAUUCGUCGACGAUACGGAAAUCGAAGAUCCCAAUUUUUUAUCUCGUCCUAAGAAGAUUCGGAAAAUAAUGUGUUAUCAAACUGACAACCGAAAAGUUGUUCACCCUAAACAUAUUGCAAAGAAGCAUGUUGAUAUGCCUGCGAUGCCGGUGCUACAGAAAACCGGAAUCCGAAAAAUUACACACAUAAAACAGAUGGCAAGGAACCACGACGCCACGCCGACGAAGUCAGUGGCACAAAACUACGAGAACCGCAAAAUGGUCAAACAUUUCACUAGUAAACACGACGAUGAAGUAAGAAGGAAGAAAAUGAUAAUUGAAGCUCACCAAACAAACAUGGAAGAAAAAAAAUUCAAGAAAAAUAUGAUUCCGAUGAGUGAAAUGAAGACAAUCGCUUUGAUCAGCAGAAUCGAAAAAGAGCCGUCUAUAUGGGACAGAAAACAUGAGGGUUACAGAAACAAAGCGACCAAAGAUAAAGCCUGGAGCCGUGUGGUUGGAAAAACAGGAAUGCCAUUAGAAAUUGUUAAAGCCAAAUGGUCAUCCGUUCUAGGAUCGUUUCGACAUUACAAAGCACUGCACCUAAAAGAUCGAGGUCAUAGACCAAAUUGGUUCGCCUAUGAUGCAUUGAGUUUUAUGCUCACCUCAACAGACAACGUAUAUCAAGCGGAUGCCAUGGAGGACACCUCUGUUGCUGAGUACAUUGACGACCCACGGGCUUCCGAGGAACAUUACGAAAGUGAACACAUCGAAGAAGAAUACUUAUUCCCGAAUGAGACCCGUUCUCCGAAGAAAAGAACGCCGAUGAAGGAAGACACGGUGGACAGUACUUUUUCUGACGAUUCGAAUAGUGCAGAAAUCUUACGAAUUGUGCGCUCCAUGUCAAAAGUGUUAGACAAAAUGGCCAACGUUGGUAUGCCUGUUGACUAUGGACGCUAUGUGAAUCAGCAUCUAAAGGAAUACGACGAAGAGAUACGAAGAAAAACCGUUAAAGGCAUCAUGGACCUCAUCGCGGCUGCAAAUGCCGAAAUGGCAAACAAAUAUCCCGAGCGAAAAAUAUGCAAAACAUAACAAGAUGUGCGCUAUUUUCAAAUGCAGUUAGUUUUGUAAGCUUACUUUAUGGAUUUUUUUGUAUUUCAUCGCCAAAUUAUUUGCGAUUUAAUUUUAACCGCUUGUACAUUUUGACGCAAUUUAUGUGCUGUAAAAUUGCUCUAAUAAAUUCAACGUAAAUGUUUUA
Anopheles merus is the source of this 1559-nucleotide messenger RNA. RefSeq lists its product as uncharacterized. The coding region runs from base 257 to 1393 and encodes 378 amino acids. The transcript is spliced from 6 exons. The record is from RefSeq and is a predicted model, not a curated record. Gene Ontology annotation, biological process: regulation of transcription by RNA polymerase II. Gene Ontology annotation, cellular component: transcription regulator complex; nucleus. Lineage: Eukaryota; Metazoa; Arthropoda; Insecta; Diptera; Culicidae.